AAGCUUUUUGUUGUCAAAGAACGUCAGAAAAACGUCAUGUUUUGAAAAAUUAUUUUAGUUCCCCCAAGUAAAAUAAAUAAAAAUUGAAGAAUAAAAGCAUAUAGAUGAAAAAGCGCUAAUUUUUCAACUGAGUAAUAUUCUGCACUCUGAUCAAAUCAUGGCAGAUUCAAUGCCAUCCCCACAAAAUACAGGAAUGCAGCAGCAGACUACCUCUGUUACAAUCGUUGAAACUGAACCGGAUCAGAGUUCUGAAGUGGCAACUUUACGUUUACGUUUAAGAAAGCCAGCAACAGAUAAGAAAGUUCAGUGGUCUACUGAAACCGUGGACAAUGAGAAUAUGAACAGAAAGAAAUCAAAAUGUUGUUGUAUAUACACAAAACCUCGUAGUAUAGAUGAAGACAGUACUAGCAGUUCUUCAUCAUCAGAUUCCGAUGACGAAUGCGAACAUUGUAAAGGUCAUAUAAAGAAGAAGAAAACACAUCAUGAUCACAACAAUUCAGUGCAUACACAGCCAAUUAGUAGUUCAGAAAAUGAGACUGGUCCUAGUUUAAACGAUAAUGAAGAAAAAGUUGAGAAUUAACUGUUUCGGCUUUAUAUUGUGAUCAUUGUAUAUUAUAUUAAGAGUUCGAGUUCUAGACCAAUUUUUGAAUUUUUAGAAAGAUUUUAACUGAAAUAAAUCCGCCAAAGUUUCAACAAGCUCAUUUCACUCAUUAAUUUUGAUGCCUGAUUUAUUGAAAAAGUCAAUAUUUACACAAUUUGAUUGAAUUAAUUUUAGUAUUACCAGUCUUAACCAACAAUAUAAUGGCAGUUAAAAGGCUCACAUUAUGGUAUUAUUGUUGUUAGAAGAAAACUAAUAAAAAAAAUUUCUUUGAUUUGCCAUAUUUAUUGCUCAAAUGUACCUAGUAGUUUUACUUUCUGGAUUAGAAGAAUCUGCACAUGGAGAAAUUUAUGGAAUUGCAAUGAUUUUUAAGUGAUAGGUUAUAAGAAAGUUAUAUAAGCUUAUAUUUGCAAAUGUGUUGUAAAAAUUCACGAUGAGCACAUGUUACUGUCACAUUGGGUUGAAAUAAAUAAUCAUAAAAAUUG
This is a messenger RNA of Coccinella septempunctata (seven-spotted ladybird), 1083 nucleotides long. Its product is annotated as E3 ubiquitin-protein ligase PPP1R11-like. Gene Ontology annotation, cellular component: nucleus. The transcript has 3 exons. The coding region runs from base 158 to 580 and encodes 140 amino acids. Gene Ontology annotation, molecular function: protein serine/threonine phosphatase inhibitor activity; protein phosphatase 1 binding. NCBI's taxonomy places the organism in Eukaryota, Metazoa, Arthropoda, Insecta, Coleoptera, Coccinellidae. The record is from RefSeq and is a predicted model, not a curated record.